Trichoplusia ni (cabbage looper) is the source of this 1753-nucleotide messenger RNA. RefSeq names its product gametocyte-specific factor 1-like. The record is from RefSeq and is a predicted model, not a curated record. The coding region runs from base 204 to 515 and encodes 103 amino acids. NCBI's taxonomy places the organism in Eukaryota, Metazoa, Arthropoda, Insecta, Lepidoptera, Noctuidae. The transcript has 2 exons.
UACACUGAUAAACGUAAACACCUAAACAAAAAGUUGAAAUUCAAUAUAAACAGAUUAUCGUUAUUAAUUAUUCUAAAUUUGAAUAACCAUGCAUCUUAAUGGGCAAUUUUUAUCUUGCGUAUAAUACUGGGCGUGUAAGUCGGCCAAUGUUCUCAAAUAUUGUUGCGUGAAAUCUAAACUUCACAUCUCACUAAGCAGGAAAAAUGAUCAACGAUGAUGACUACCGUACCUGCCCGUACAACACCAGCCACCGCAUCCUCGUCACAAGAUUCCCUCACCAUCUAAUAAAAUGCCAGAAGAACAAUCCGCCGUUAAUAAUCUGUCCGUUCAACGCAACACAUCGGUACAAUCAAAAGGAAAUUAAAGAACAUUGUCUCCAGUGCCCGGAUAGGAAACCGUUUGAAUAUGAUUAUAAGGCAGCAAAGAAGAUUACCAUUGGGGCCAUGACAGCUCCGAAACCUAUUUUACAGAAGGAGUAUUUACCAGAACAGGACAGAGAUUAUUGGGAUGAUUAGUUUUACUUUUUGACUAGUAUGCCAUUUGCUUAAGUACUUAAAGAAAGAUUAACAAUCUUGGUGAGUCUUUUAGUUAAAAAAAACUUAGUUUAAAAAUGUUUUUUUUUAUUAUUUAUUUAAUUAUCACACUAAUCUACCAUAAUUUAUUUCCAUAAUUCCAUAAUGGUUUUAUCAAAAAAUUGGUGCUUGUUUAUGUUUAAAUCAAACCUACACCUUGUGCAUACAACUCCAUGCUUAGAAUCGCAGGACCACCACAAUACUUAAAAUAAACGCUCCUAAAGUAAUGAAAACCAAAGAGAUUACCAAAUCAAAUAUACCUCUGAUAAAUAAAUCAAUCAAUAAAGACACGUUUACUUAUUUAAUAUGCAUUUGUAUAAAAAGACACCAAGAUUAUUAACUCAAGUACAAAUAGCCCCGUCUCCCUUCCACAGGCCAACAGUGAAACAUGAACUUCAGCUUCAAAUAUUUACCAUACAAAUAAAAAAUAAGUUUUUCGAUUGUAGAAAAGAGUUUUACAGGCACGGAUCUUGAGCGCUGACCUUCACCUGCGCAGAAGUGAUUGUUUGUGUCCCUUUUGCGGUAUGAAGUGAGGCGCGGGGCAGUCUCAAGUGCAGUGAUUGUCACGCGCAUCGCGUCAUAGCCGACAUGAGCGAUUCUUUAUUUGGUGCAGUUGCAUGCACCUCAAGACGACGAGUACGCACAAUUGAUUGGCGUUUUAUUUUACGAUGCUCAAAGCGUUCCCCACUCUCCCGCCGAGCGCUCAAGAUCCGUGCCGAUAACUAUAGCGCGCUACAAGGCAUCCACAUAUACUAAUGGACAUGCCUUAGAGAUGAGAAUUAUGGCACUCCGAAAGAAAGAGAGGAAACGAAGUUCCGGUCUAUUUUUAUCUCUUUAAAAUUAUAUGCCGUGCUUGUCAUGAAAACUGAGCGCAAAUCAUCUAUGAAGAAAGAGACAGCGCUAGACCGAAAGCAUAGGCUGUCUCUCUCACUCUUUUCAAGGGCCACGCCUUCGAGGCCCAUAGAUCAUAAAAUAUAAAUGAUUUAAAACAUUUUUUCUUAAAAAAUAUGAUUUAUUUUUAAUUUUGUUAGUAAAGAUAGUUUGACGUGAUUUUAAGAGAAUUAAAAUAGUUAUUUAAUAAGUAUAGACUUAAUUUGAAGUACAUAGAAGUAAGUACCAAAAUUUAAGCAAAAGAUAUCUGAAUUUGUUAUUUUGUUAUAAAUAAAUAUUUUUAAAAGUAA